Erpetoichthys calabaricus (reedfish) is the source of this 500-nucleotide messenger RNA. Its product is annotated as histone H3. Gene Ontology annotation, cellular component: nucleosome. Lineage: Eukaryota; Metazoa; Chordata; Cladistia; Polypteriformes; Polypteridae. The coding region runs from base 52 to 462 and encodes 136 amino acids. Gene Ontology annotation, molecular function: DNA binding; structural constituent of chromatin; protein heterodimerization activity. The transcript has a single exon. The record is from RefSeq and is a predicted model, not a curated record.
AUUCAGUUGUGUGACUGCAUACAUUUGGGUAACUGUGAUAAGGACGGUGAAAUGGCAAGAACUAAGCAGACAGCUCGCAAAUCUACGGGUGGCAAAGCUCCCCGAAAGCAGCUUGCUACUAAAGCUGCUCGUAAGAGCGCUCCUGCUACCGGUGGGGUAAAGAAGCCUCACCGUUACAGGCCCGGCACGGUAGCUCUGCGAGAGAUUCGUCGCUACCAGAAGUCCACUGAACUGCUUAUCCGCAAGUUGCCUUUCCAGAGACUUGUGAGAGAAAUCGCCCAGGAUUUCAAGACCGAUCUCCGAUUCCAGAGCUCGGCUGUUAUGGCUCUGCAGGAAGCCAGUGAGGCUUACUUGGUCGGUCUGUUCGAAGACACCAACCUGUGUGCCAUCCACGCCAAGAGAGUGACAAUAAUGCCGAAGGAUAUCCAGCUGGCUCGCCGAAUUCGAGGGGAACGAGCUUAAGGACGCAGAUAAGCAUGGGAGAAAAAAAGGCUCUUUUU